This is a messenger RNA of Paracoccidioides brasiliensis Pb18, 198 nucleotides long. RefSeq lists its product as uncharacterized. The transcript has a single exon. The record is from RefSeq and is a predicted model, not a curated record. The coding region runs from base 1 to 198 and encodes 65 amino acids.
AUGGCAGUAGGAGUCCCAGGGUACCUGAGAGCAGAAGAGAGCAGAAAUGCGAUCGCGGCGUCAAAACUCUUCGUGAUUGAUGAUGAGAAGAUUGGUGAAAUUUUCCUUUGGGAUGAAUCGGAAUCCGUGAAAUUGACGUCAGUGCCUCAGUGUCUUCUUCCGGAUUCUGAGAAUCUGCUACAUCAGCCCCACUAUUAA